AUGUCUGUUGAAAAAUCGGAAUCAUUUGAAUUUCAAGCUGAGAUUUCUCAGUUGAUGAGUUUGAUCAUUAACACUGUCUACUCCAACAAGGAAAUCUUCUUGAGAGAACUUAUUUCCAAUGCUUCAGAUGCCAUUGAUAAGAUCCGUUAUGAGUCUCUUGCUGACCCCAAGAAGUUGGAGACUGAGCCCGAGCUCUUUAUCAGAAUUACUCCCAAGAAGGAGGAGAAGAUUUUGGAGAUCCGUGAUUCGGGUAUCGGUAUGACCAAGGCUGAUUUGGUCAACAACCUUGGUACUAUUGCCAAGUCUGGUACCAAGUCUUUCCUUAUGGAGGCUCUUUCUGCUGGUGCCGAUGUUUCCAUGAUUGGUCAAUUUGGUGUUGGUUUCUACUCUCUUUUCUUGGUUGCUGACCGAGUCCAAGUUAUUUCCAAGCACAAUGAUGAUGAGCAAUACAUUUGGGAGUCAUCAGCUGGUGGUAAGUUCACCAUCACCUUGGAUGAGGUUAAUGAGAGAAUCUCUCGUGGUACUAUUAUCCGUAUGUUCAUGAAGGAGGAUCAAUUGGAGUACCUUGAGGAGAAGAGAAUCAAGGAUGUCGUCAAGCGUCACUCUGAGUUUGUUGCUUACCCCAUCCAACUUGUUGUCACCAAGGAGGUUGAGAAGGAGGUUCCUGCUGAUGAGGAGGAAGAGGAGAAGGUCGAUGAUGACAAGAACCCCAAGAUUGAGGAGGUUGACGAUGAAGAAGAGGGAGAGAAGAAGACUAAGGAGCCCAAGAAGAUCAAGGAGACUGUCACUGAGAACGAGGAGCUUAACAAGACCAAGCCUUUGUGGACCAGAAACCCCUCUGAGAUCACCAAGGAGGAGUAUGCUACUUUCUACAAGUCGAUUUCCAACGAUUGGGAAGACCACCUUGCAGUCAAGCACUUCUCCGUCGAGGGACAACUUGAGUUCAAGGCCAUUCUGUUUGUGCCAGCCAGAGCUCCUUUCGACUUGUUCGAGUCUAAGAAGAAGAAGACCAACAUCAAGCUUUAUGUUAGACGUGUUUUCAUCACUGACGAUGCUGAGGAGUUGAUUCCUGAGUGGCUUUCAUUCAUCAAGGGUGUUGUCGACUCUGAGGAGUUGCCUCUUAACUUGUCUCGUGAGAUGCUUCAACAAAACAAGAUUCUUAAGGUUAUCCGCAAGAACAUUGUCAAGAAGGUUAUUGAGACUUUCAACGAGAUUGCCGAGGACCGUGAGUUGUUCGACAAGUUCUACGCUGCUUUCUCCAAGAACCUCAAGCUCGGAAUCCACGAGGACUCUCAAAACAGAGUGGCUCUUUCCAAGUUGCUCAGAUACAACUCUACCAAGUCUACUGACGAGCUCACUUCUCUUUCUGACUACGUCACCCGUAUGCCCGAACACCAAAAGAACAUCUACUUCAUCACUGGUGAGUCGCUCAAGGCCGUUGAGAAGUCUCCAUUCCUUGAUGCUCUUAAGGCCAAGGACUUUGAGGUUCUUUACCUUGUCGACCCCAUUGACGAGUACGCCAUGACCCAACUCAAGGAGUUCGAAGACCACAAGUUGGUUGACAUCACCAAGGAGUACGAGAUUGAGGAGACCGAGGAGGAGAAGAAGCAACGUGAGGAGGAAGUCAAGGAGUUUGAGGAGCUCACCAAGUCUCUUAAGGAGAUUCUCGGUGAUGCUGUUGAGAAGGUUGUUGUUUCUCACAAGCUUGUCGAUGCUCCUGCUGCUAUCCGUACCGGUCAAUUCGGAUGGUCUGCUAACAUGGAGCGUAUCAUGAAGGCACAAGCUCUCCGUGACACCUCGAUGUCUUCAUACAUGUCAUCCAAGAAGACUUUCGAGAUCUCGCCCAAGUCACCUAUCAUCCGCGAGCUCAAGAAGAAGGUCGAGGCCGACGGAGUUCAAGACCGUACUGUCAAGGACUUGACUACUCUGCUUUACGAAACCGCUCUUUUGACCUCUGGUUUCACACUUGACGAGCCCAACUCGUUUGCCUCGCGUAUCAACAGACUGAUCUCGCUCGGUCUCAACAUCGAGGACGCUCCCGAAGAGGAGGCCGCUCCCUCAACCGAGGCCCCCACCGACGAGGCCGCCGCUGAGUCGGUCAUGGAGGAGGUCGACUAA
This is a messenger RNA of Sugiyamaella lignohabitans, 2118 nucleotides long. RefSeq names its product Hsp90 family chaperone HSP82 (gene HSP82). The transcript has a single exon. Gene Ontology annotation, biological process: protein stabilization; cellular response to heat; protein folding. The record is from RefSeq and is a predicted model, not a curated record. Gene Ontology annotation, cellular component: protein-containing complex; plasma membrane; cytosol. Bases 1 to 2118 code for a protein of 705 amino acids. Gene Ontology annotation, molecular function: ATP binding; ATP hydrolysis activity; ATP-dependent protein folding chaperone. NCBI's taxonomy places the organism in Eukaryota, Fungi, Ascomycota, Dipodascomycetes, Dipodascales, Trichomonascaceae.